This is a messenger RNA of Gilbertella persicaria, 1137 nucleotides long. RefSeq names its product pyridoxal phosphate-dependent transferase. The transcript has 6 exons. Gene Ontology annotation, molecular function: L-alanine:glyoxylate transaminase activity; L-serine:pyruvate transaminase activity. Gene Ontology annotation, cellular component: peroxisome. The record is from RefSeq and is a predicted model, not a curated record. NCBI's taxonomy places the organism in Eukaryota, Fungi, Mucoromycota, Mucoromycetes, Mucorales, Choanephoraceae. Bases 1 to 1137 code for a protein of 378 amino acids.
AUGGCACCUCACAAACUCUGUAUGAUUCCUGGACCUAUUGAGUUCCAUGAAGAUGUCCUUGCUGCUAUGAGUACCCCUGCCACUUCUCAUGUGGAUCCCAAUUUUGUUCCUAUCUUUGGUGAAUCGAUUGAGAUGGUUCGUAAGGUCGUCUUGACUGAAACUGCUCAACCUUUCAUUGUAUCUGGUUCUUGCACUUUGGGUUGGGAUAUGAUGGUCAACUUGCUUGAACAAGGCGACCAAGUGCUGGCUUUAAACACUGGUUAUUUCGGUGAUCAUUUUUCUGAAUGUUUGGAAGUGUACGGUGCUAAUAUCACUACACUUCGUGCUGAAGUGGGUAGCCGUCCUUCAAAUGAAGCCUUGAAGCAAGCUUUAAGCGAAAAGAAAUACAAGAUGGUGACUGUUACUCAUGUUGACACUUCUACUGGUGUUCUGUCUGACAUUAAGGCUGUUGCUCAAACCGUCAAAUCAGUUUCCCCUGAGACCUUGGUCGUUGUCGAUGGUGUCUGUUCCUUGGGUUCUGAGGAAAUCAGGUUUGAUGAAUGGGGAUUGGAUAUUGUUAUUUCUGGUUCGCAAAAGGGCCUGGGUGUUCCUCCUGGUCUUUCUGUCGUUAUUGCUUCUCAACAAGCACUCAAGGUCUACAAGUCUAGAACAACACCUAUUGUUGCUUACUACUCUAACUGGAACAAGUGGUUACCUAUCAUGCACGCCUACGAAUCUCGUAAGCCUGCUUAUUUUGCUACACCUGCUGUUCAAUUGAUCUAUGCUCUUCAUGCAUCUCUCAAGGCUAUCACUAGCCAACCUAUGGAAGUUCGCUUUGACAAACAUCGUCAAGUAGCUGCCAAGUUUAGACAGACCAUUCGCGAUUUAGGGUUAAAGCCUCUUGCCCAAUGCGAAGAGUGUUCAGCCAAUGGUAUGACUGCUGUCUGGUUACCUGAAGGCAUUGAAAUUCCUCAACUUGUCCCUGCUCUUGCUAACAAAGGCGUUCAAAUUGCUGGUGGUAUUUUAGAUGGUUUAGCUGGAAAAUACUUUAGAAUUGGCCAUAUGGGUAUUUCUGUCACUGAACCUGAACGUGGUCAUAUUGAUAAGGUUGUUGACGCUUUGAGUCAAUCUUUAAAGGAACUUGGUUUCAAGGCUUAA